AGAAUACAUGAGCAACUGCAUGAUGAUAGGCAAGUUACCUUCAGUGGCCGGGUUGCUUUGACACCGUUACCGAGUCCAGCAAUAGGGGCGAAAGCGAUUCCAUCCCAUACGAGUCCUUGGUCUUUUGCACGAGCAAAGAAGGAACUAUGUUUGUCCAUGGACACUUUCAGAGAGGACAAUGAACAUAGAGUUGUGAGAUUGAAUCACUGAAACAUUGUUCCAAUUUUUAUGAGUACAUGUGUCUCCAUCAUGUUAUGAUCAACUAUUUAUAUCUCAUCUUUGGCCAUUUCUCUAGAAUAUUGGUUUGUUUUCCGACGUCAGUCUCGCUGUAUACAUAUUUUAUAAUGGCGAAGAGACAAGGCUUCCCGAAGCCUGAAGUAAUGGAGGGUGCGCUUGGAUACAGUUCAGCCUCGUUUAGCAAGCCGAGCUUUGCCAACGAGAGGUUUUAUUCUGAUCUUAUGCAAUUUGAUGAUGGAUCUGAUAGAAUCAAUCGAGAGUACGAAGAGCACUUGUACAUUUCUCAUCACGCAACGCCAUCCAUAGUUUCUACAGAAUGCAAUGGAGUGAAGGAACCCCAAACAGAACUUACUAUGGCUGGUUCGCAUGCCAUAGAGGUAGCCCCUUUCGACUCCUUGGGAUACUACCGGUACGAAGUAAAUAUUCUUUUCACAUUUGGCAUGAACAUUAGACUACUUUGCUCUCAAAGCGAGGUAGACGAGAUGCGCAGAGUUGCUCAGAUGACGCGUCCGGGGUCUGACAAUCCGCCACCGACACUCUGUAAACUCCCCACUGAGAUUAGAGACAUUAUAUACGGUUUCGUUUGUGAUGACCCCGAGUCUCGAACGGUAACCAACUGUACGGAUGACAUUAAGGGGACGUUCACCAGAGGCAUCGCUGAUCCUAGUGGAUUCUUCUUUCCAAUGUGGAGUGACAUGGCCCUAUUGAGAGUCAACAAGUCUCUACGUCGCGAAGUAUUACCUCAUGUGUAUCGCAAAACAACGUUUCACGUCGAGGAUAUGGACGACCUAGUGAUGUUUUUGACGGCUAUUGGCGACAUUGGCCGGGAUAACGUCGAGUCCUUAUCUUUCCCGUUGGAAUCCCGCAUCUCGUUGGCUGCUUUGUGGAAGGACCAGCCUGAAUCCGCCGAAGUACACCAUUUACGGCUUCCAUUCAUACAUACGUCUAAUUGUAUAAUGUUGCUGAAAGCAUGCAAGCGGUUGAAGCACUUGGUCCUCCGGAUGGAAGCGGAGAUCCUCGACAACAGAGACAUUGCAGACUUCCUUUCCGAUCCGUGCAUACAGGGCCUGAGCGAGCUCAGGGUUAAAGAUGUUUGCAUCGAAUCCCUAGAUGGCGAGAUCCUCGACUCUUCGGAGCUUGUAAUCGCACUGAAAAAUCGAAUCGAGGGUCUGUGAAUAGGCAGUCGCACCGCAGGACAUAAAACACUGUUCAACGAACGACGUUGGGUGGGCAGGUCAGAAACUAA
Messenger RNA from Pseudovirgaria hyperparasitica, 1483 nucleotides. RefSeq lists its product as uncharacterized. Bases 237 to 1412 code for a protein of 391 amino acids. The transcript is spliced from 4 exons. The record is from RefSeq and is a predicted model, not a curated record. NCBI's taxonomy places the organism in Eukaryota, Fungi, Ascomycota, Dothideomycetes, Acrospermales, Acrospermaceae.